Messenger RNA from Ambispora leptoticha, 585 nucleotides. NCBI's taxonomy places the organism in Eukaryota, Fungi, Glomeromycota, Glomeromycetes, Archaeosporales, Ambisporaceae. The record is from the annotation of a GenBank genome assembly.
AUGAAAUCAUCAUUCGAAAAUUCACGUUUAUACAAACAAAUUACUCUUGUUAUCCUUUUUUACACAUUAUUGACAUCACAAAUAACAGCAGUAGCGACCUAUAGAUGCAGUCAAGAAGAUUGUUUGCUACCCCCAAAUUUACCGUAUUACCAAAUCUCAUCGAGCAAUCAAAAUCUAGAUAACUCAGUUCGUUAUUCAUACCCAUCACUUGCAGAUCAAACCCAGCCGUUAUCAAACCUUAUACCUACACCGUCGACAUCAACUUCUUUUUCAAAAUAUUCCGGCAAAGCCACUUACUACAAUCCAGGGCUUGGAGCAUGUGGUGUGGAUGCUAACGAUAAUUCAAUGGUCGUCGCGAUUUCCGCUCCUAAUUUCGAUCCUAUGAUCCAAAAUGGGAAUCCUAAUAAAAAUACACUUUGUGGAAAGCGCGUACGAAUUUAUUAUGGUGAUAAAUUUGUAGAUGGUGUUGUGGCGGAUAGAUGCCCCGUUUGCAAACUUGGCGACAUUGAUUUGUCGCCAGCAAUGUUCAGUCAGUUGACAGAACUCGAGCGAGGUUUUAUUACUGUUGAGUGGGGCUACUUAUAA